Molecule: messenger RNA, 4392 nt
Organism: Mytilus californianus (California mussel)
Lineage: Eukaryota; Metazoa; Mollusca; Bivalvia; Mytilida; Mytilidae
Product: major facilitator superfamily domain-containing protein 4A-like
Exons: 11
Coding region: 550-2145 (531 amino acids)
Source: RefSeq, a predicted model, not a curated record
AAUAAAUACUAUACAUUUGUUUAUGUACAUAGAUUUUACACAAGAACACGGAUUUUAAAUGAAUAAAAUACGAAUCAAUUCGUACGGAAACGGAUAUUCAUGAGGAUUUAUAAUUAAUUCUUACAGUUGUCGUUUUGUUUUCAGCUUGUAUUAUUCCGUCUAUGCCUUCUUACCUGCCUGAUUUAUAUUGGUAAAGCUAACGUUUCAAUUCGUUCCAUCGAUCGACAGUGGGUUUGUGUUAUAAACAGCUAUCUGUCUAAUCCGUUGUCACAUUGAGCGUAACACAUGUUUCAGUGGAGAAGAUCGUUGAGCGGAAAGAAGUGGAUAAUUUUUAUGUACAAAAGUUUUUAAAACAAGGGUACAUCCUACUGUGUGAUGGUAGGGGUUGAGAAAACUCAUUUUAGCAUGGAAAUCCUCAAUACAGUCAAGAAUGUAGGAAAGCAUUACUGACACGUUGGAUAAAAAUUGUUCAAAAUAUUAAACUGUGCCUGUCAAGAACCGUUUGCCUAAAACAUUUCAAAUAAAUUAUCGCAUGCUAUAUUAAUCAAAAUGGAAGAAACAAAUGAAAACAAAGACCCCAUAUCUGAAAAGACAGAAGAGGAAAGUGAAAAUAAACAACUGGAGUAUCCAGUUCACCCAUCAGAUGUGUUACCAGAGGAAAGAGUCAAUUUUUGGAAACUUUUUAAGGAGAACUGGUUGUCAAUUCUUACAGACUGCCUGACUUUUGGAAGCUUUGGUAUGGGUGUUGCUUUCCUAGGACCAACAUUGUUUGAUUUAGGAUGUCAAACAAGCUCCGACCUAAAAGAUAUGAACUGGGUAAUAUUUGCUCAACUCAUAAUGACCUUGGUAGGAUCAAUUUCGGCAGGAUGUUUGGCAAAGAGAGCCGUCCCUGUGUAUGUAUUGUUACUAAUUGGCAUGGUUGGAUUGCCGUUAUUUAUGUACCUUGUUCCAUCUUGUACGGUCUUUGCCUGGUUAUUGGUCGACUUGCUACUGAUGGGAUGGUGUAUGGGCUGCAUUGAUUGUGUGGCGAAUUUGAGGAUGAUCAUGAGAUUUGGAACCAACGUUACGCCAUUCUUGCAGGCCAUGCACUUUUUCUACGGUCUUGGUGCUUUUAUAAGCCCGAUGAUAGCUGCACCAUUCCUAGUCAACAUUGAUUGCACUCCAUUAGUUGAUGGCGUGACAUCAUCGUCAAAUAGUUUAAGAAUAACUAGAGCACAACACCUGAGUAAAUCCAGGACGGCCUUUGUUAUUCUAGGAAGUAUACAGCUUUUGAUCACAUUUAUUGUCGUUACCGUGGUAACACUAGAAAAAAUGAAUAUAAUCAAGACAGGUGCUUAUGUAUCACAAUCAACCAGCCAACACUCCCUUAAAGCUGCAGCCUUAGAAAAAGAUGAAAGAGGAGGCGUUAGUAUGAAGCAUAUAAUAAUUGUAACCAUUAUGGCGUCAAUAUCAUUGUUUAUCUACGAUGGGAUCCAGUCAUCAUUUGGAGAUUAUAUCUAUUCUUAUGCUGAAAAAAGUAUAGCAAAUUUGCGAAAAGAAGAAGGAGCAUUUAUGAACGCAUGCUUCUGGGGGUGUUUCGCCUUUGGUCGUUUAGUAGCCAUUCCACUUGCCACGAGACUAACGUCUUUGUUUAUGUUGUCUAUAAAUCUGGGAGGAGUUCUAGGUGCAUCAAUUCUAAUGUUAAUAUUUCACACUGAUAAGACAGUUAUAUAUAUAGGAGUUUGCAGUUUAGGAUUAUUUUUAAGUAGUAUGACACCUACAGCUAUAUCAUUGGCAGAACAGUUUAUAAAUAUUAAUCCAUCCAUCACGUCGUGUCUGGUAGUUUGUGCUGCCUUGGGGGAAACACUAUGUCCAAUCGUUGUUGGAAACUUGUUUGCGUUGAUAGGGCCACCUACUUUUUUGACAUUUUGUUUGUCUGCUACAAUACUAGCUGUUAUCUUUUAUGUGCUGUUAGUUCUUAUAGGAAAGAGGACUAUUAAAUACAAAGAAAAACCAAGAGCAUCGUUUAUCUUUUUGUACGAAAGGAAAAAAGCUGGUGAAAGUUCUCUGAUCAUGCCGUCAUCUCUAAAGUAUUACUCCAAGAUGCAGGAAGAACCAGAAGAAAAUUUACAGCUUGGCCCAAUCAAACCAAUGUCUACUGAGUAGAUUUAUGAGUUUUGACUGCUUAUAAGUUUAAUAUGUUAUACAUAAUGUAAAUGCUUAAUCCUUCAUAAUUACCCACCAUUUUCAGAUGAUAAAAAGUUUGAUGCAAACAACACACUAUUUUUGGAACAGUUUGUUAAGAUUGGCUUUAUUUAAAUUUUUUUCAAAUUUAAAAAGUAGUUAUUUUUAGUUGUAAAUUUUGAUAGCAUUUCAAAUUAAACAACAAUGAUAUCAAAGAAGAAUUUAAUUUGUUAUGGUGUAAGGGAGGCAACUUUAGUCUCCUGUUGUAAUAAAAACUAUAUCAGGCGAUCAAAAGUUGAUAAUGAAUAUCAACCUAACCUCAGUUUGUAACAUUAAAUGUAUAGUAUCAAUACAAUUGAUACAGAGGUGGAAAAAAAUAACUACUUACAAGCUAAUUUCCCAAAGUUGUUGUCUAUAAAAUUGUAAUAUUGUCUUGCGUUGAACAACAUCCCGAUCGAUGUCACAAGUCUCUCCGAUAAACUUUGCUCAAGAAUUCGACACAGUUACUUAACAAAGGGUAGUAAUUUAAAUGUGUGGUUGUUAACGUGUCUGUGAUAUUUCUUUCUGUCUACGAUUUGUUUGUCAAUUACUAGUUUGUAUUUUUGGUACUUAAAAAACAAAACUGUACAUGUAUAUAUCAGGCUAACUCAUAUAUUGAAUUCGACGAUCAUUUAAUAUCCGGGGGUUGGGGCUGGGGGAAUUUCAAUUGAAUAUACGGACCUUGUAAGAACUCAAAAUAAAAAAGCUUGCACAAGACGAAUGAAAGUGAAUAUUCAGCACAACAAAAUGCAGGAUUAACUUGUGAAAUAAACGUCUUUGUAGUGUGAAUUAAAAAAGCCUGCCUAGGAACAGCUGAAAAUCAAUAUUUCCAUUAUCAUAUCCCUCCCCGAUAAUCAUAUGGUCGUCUCCUAAAUGUUGGCCAUUGAAACGUAGGUCCGUGUAUAUAAGUGAUCUUAACAAUGUUUUAUUAUGGUAUUCCUGUCCCGUUCAAAGGCUUAAUCGUGAAUUGAACUGAAUAGAUCAGUUGUUUUUUUUUAAAUCGCUCCAGUAUAUGAAUUUAUAAAAUGUAUGUACUACUUACCGUUACUUCCCCAGUAUUUAUAAAAUGUGUUUAUAUAUGUAUGGUUUUAUACUGAAUAGCCUUUCUUUAACAAAAAAGUGAUUGUGAUUUUUCUGUUAUGCUUAAGUACAAGAUUUUGAAUACUUCAAACCUUUUUACUUUAGAAAUUAUGUUAUUGAGAUCGACUUGAAGAGCCAAACUGUUUAUACAAGUAUAACUUGUUAAAUGUUUCAAGGCGAAAAGAAAAGUUUAAUAACGAUUGAUAAAAUACCAUAACUUCUGUAUGACUUUGUAUUCAAGAACAUUCAAUUUGAUGUAUUAAUUAUUAUGAAUUUAGUAUUGUUAAAUAAAUGUUUCUGAAUAAAACAUAUAUGUGUCAUGAUGAAAACAAUCUAAUGGACGCCUACUUUCCUGAAAUAACAAAGCCCAAAAUCGGCACUUUACUGAAUUUUCUCCAAAUUUAAUUUUAUGCGUCAUGUAAAGAAUGUACCAGUAAGAUAAAGGAAUAUUUCCAUAUUACUGUCAAAUCCAAUGAAAAAAUCCCAAUACUUUUCAUAAUAAUUCUAAAUAUGACACUUUUCCUCUAUUAUGGCACUUUCUGAUAUAUUGUUUCAUCUUAACAAUUAUAAUACAUCUUUGAAUUGUCAUUCAUUUUCACAGUCAAGGUAUCUUCUGUUACUGGUAUAUAAAAUUAAAACCCGAAAAGGAAUCUCAUUACUGACAUUUUAAUUAAAAUCAGAAAAGAGUAUCUUUAUUACUGGUAUUUUAUAUUAUGAUCGAAAAAGGUAUCUUUGUUACUGGUAUUGUAAGUAAAAUUUAAAAUUCCAGUUUUAUGAAAAAGGAUAUGCUUGACUGAUUCUUAGUUAUAUAUCUAAAAAAUUCUCAGACGAACAUUGCUUGAUAAUUCCUUUUAUGAUUUGGCACAAUUGUCUACUGAAAGAAUUUUAUUAGUUAGUAAGAUUUAUUUUCAUUAUUGUAAAUAAUGCUAAUUUAAAUGAAGAAGUUUAUGUAGAACUAUAGUAAUCUACUAAUAUCGGAUACUUAUAUACUGUUUAUCUGUAUCAAAAAUUCUAUUUCGUGAUGUUAAUUUAUUCUUUAUCAUAUGUUAAUAUGUAUUGUUAUUGUUGUCUAUUUCUGUUAAGAAUUCAUUAAAAUGUCUUACAUUAUAA